CAUGAUCUUGCUCCUCUUCUUGUUUGGUCUGGCUCUGGGUGCUCCUUCUGAGUCUCCUUCUGAUGACAAUGAAGUGACGCAACAACCUGGUGAACGGAAAUUUAAACUGCAACGUGGAGCCUGUCCCAUGUUCUGGUGGAGCUUCAACGGCCGCUGCUACAAAUAUGUCGCCACCCGCAUGGCCUGGGCUGAUGCAGAAGUCUACUGUUUGUCACAGGGAGCCAACCUGGUGUCCAUCCGCAAUACAGAGGAACAGAGUUUUGUGAAAAACCUGAUCAUGAACUUUGACCACGCCGAGGGACACACCUGGAUUGGACUCAGUGACAAGCAUAAAGAAGACACUUGGAUGUGGUCCGAUGGAUGUCCAGUGCGUUUUGUCUACUGGAGUCCAACAGAACCUAAUAAUCAGGGAGGAAAUGAACACUGUGUUCACACCAAUGUAGUACCAGAUAAGAAAUGGAAUGACUACUCGUGUGCUACCAAUUUACCUUAUGUUUGUGCAACACGCAUUACCUGUCCUUAGACCCACUGAACCCUCUGUUCCUGCUAGUGCAAUGCUACAAUAAAGAUGUGAAUGCA
Oreochromis niloticus (Nile tilapia) is the source of this 579-nucleotide messenger RNA. RefSeq names its product lactose-binding lectin l-2-like. Lineage: Eukaryota; Metazoa; Chordata; Actinopteri; Cichliformes; Cichlidae. The record is from RefSeq and is a predicted model, not a curated record. Bases 2 to 523 code for a protein of 173 amino acids. The transcript is spliced from 2 exons.